CAAAAGCCUCAGCCAGCCCGCCGACUCGCAAGGCCUAUUCAUCUUCCGCUCUUCCUUAUUUGUGUUGUGAUUGUGGUCUGAAGGAGGCUGACAAUGAACAUCUUUCUGGUUUAGAUUCCAAGUUACACGUAAAACGAACCAUGUUGUGUGCAAACUGAUGGGCUGAUUGCAGAGCCCUGUAUGACCUGUUCAUAGCUGCAAUAUAAUAUUAUCCAGGGAUGACAAUUUAAAGCAGCAGACACCGUGCAUCUUUAGAGAGAUCAAAACUUUUAAAAUGGUAGAGUCAAUUAACAACAUGAAUUUGAGAUUUGGUCUGAGAGAGCUGGUUUAUGCCUGCUUGUGCAUCGUGCUCGGAUACUUGCUGAGAGUAAGAGACUCAUAUUCCUUAACUCCCAUGUGGCGAAAACGCAGUGAAAUCUCAAAGUUUGUUAAUGGAAAGUUCACGACUGAUGUAGACCGAAACCCUCUGCCUAUUGUGACAGACUUGGAAGGAGAUGGAGUGAAUGAAAUCGUGCUCGUGUCCAACGAUCUGGUGCACCUGAAUGUUCUCGCUAUGCCCCUGAGAAGUGAGGAGGAAGAUAAGACACUAGCUCAUGUCAUGGUCAAGCACAAGGCUGAAAUGAUGUUCAAGGGGAGGUCAAAAGGUCACAUACCACGACCUCAUACUGUCGGUGUGGGGUUCAUUGAGCCUUACUUGUCAAUGAUGCAGAUAAGGAAACAGGUCAUUGUUGUGGUCACAGACGACUGGCAAGUUUUGUGUUACAGCCAUGAACUAAAGCUAUUGUGGUACCAACAGUUACCGUUGCCCUCUGUUGACCUGGAGAGCAUAGAGGUCAAAUCCCUGUCUGUGCUGGUCUCGCCGUUCACCAUAGAGAAAAAACACAAAGGCUUGGUGGUCAUUGCUGGGAGUUUCAGGCACAAAACACACAAACCAGAUAUUCUUGCUAAGAUCAAGGAAAGAGAGGAGAACAAGUCCAGAAAUAGAACCCUUGAAAUGCCAACAGAAGAAGAUAACGAAACGCUGACUCAUUUCUCGACAUUUACCCUUAGUGCAGAUGAUGGGUCUCUGCUGUGGAAACACACAGCAGGGGACUUUGAUGAACAGCAACAGAACACCAAGGGAGACAAAGCACAUCACUGGAAGCUCAGUCUGCACCACAAAAGAAUUCACAAAGGAGAGUCCCCGUGGGAGGAGUAUGGCUCCCAGCUGAACGACUUCUGGCCUCACAUGUGGGCAGAGAACUCGGACACUGAAAUCUUCAUGGUGCGCGUCAACAAACAGUUCAACACCACCUCCCGGUCGCAGAAAUCCGUGCCUGAGCCAUCAGAGGGCGUCCAGCAGACAGGCUCGGCUCUACUCCCGGAGCACCUCAUUGGCUUCUCCUACGGGGGCCAGAGACCACACAGCGACCACGAACAUGUGACCAAUCCAAACAGUCUUAUAAUCAAGUCACCUGAAGGAAUCCAGGUACUGUCCUUGGUGACUGGACAGCCAAAGACUGUGUACCGGUUGCCGGCUGACCGGGCCCUGUACCUGGAUGUGGAUGGAGACGGCCAUGUGGAGAAGGUCGUCUGGGAUAUGGGCCAGCACUAUUCCCCUUGUUUCCUAGACAUCUGGCGUGUGAAGCCAGUGCAAGAGCAGAUUGAUCAGAUUGCUGUCUGCACUUCCAAGCGUCUUUUUUGGACUCGCUCAUGGAGCCUGGAGGAAGAUGUUUACAAGAAAAUUCCUCCACGAGUUAUUAAAAGUGUCGCCAGGAAAACGGGCCUUCUGAGACAUUUUUUGGGGCAUAACUUGUUUCAAGACAAUUCUUAUGACGUCAUCGUCUUUGGAGGCCUGGGGAGAGUGAGCUCUGUCGGAAUAGACGGGAACAUUCACUGGCAGACCUUGACGGAGUCCCGCUGGGGUGACCUGUCCUUGAACAUGAGACGUUCGGGGGGACGGCCAGUGCCAGAUGAUGUAAAGGAGGAAUUUUUCAUGUCAUUUGAACCCAGUCGUAUCCUUAUGCCUCUUGAAGUGUCUGGACCAAAGGUGGCGGUGGCAGUGACGGGCUGGAACAUGAUCUCAGUUGUUGACUUGGUGGAGGGAACUCUCCUUGCUCAGCACUCGAUUCCUGCACCCUCCACGGGACCGCUGGUCUACGGGGACUUCGACAACGAUGGUCUCAUGGACCUCAUUCUCACCUGCAAAAAAGGAUAUAUUGGGUUUUCUCUGAAGCUCCAGCACAACUACGAGCUGACGUUACUGUACACGGUGUCCGUCUUCCUGUUGAUCAUCCUGUUCUCCUGGCUCAUCUCCACCAUGUCUCAGUCGGACAACGACAGUGAGAAUGACGAUGAUGAACUUGACGAAAAUGAUGAGAUUUUAGCUGGGGAUGAUACCAUUGCAAUAACCACUGAUUCCUUGCUGUCACCUCCGCAAUGAAUUAUUAUUAUAGGCUUAUGUCUGUGUUAGAGCUCAGAAUACUGUGAUAAGAAUAAAGAAACAGCUGUCCUGCAUGUGGUUCUGCUUCUUAACCCUAUCCGUACGCCCUUGGGUCAUUUUGUAUCCACGGGGUUGUAUUCUUCACAUUUUAGAAUUCUU
Aplysia californica (California sea hare) is the source of this 2581-nucleotide messenger RNA. RefSeq lists its product as uncharacterized. Bases 275 to 2422 code for a protein of 715 amino acids. The record is from RefSeq and is a predicted model, not a curated record. Lineage: Eukaryota; Metazoa; Mollusca; Gastropoda; Aplysiida; Aplysiidae. The transcript has 12 exons.